AUGUCGGCACAUUUUGGAGUGGAAACACUUUCAUGUAAGGCUGUUCCUGGACUCUCUCCAACCGCAUUUUCUGGACCAUUGAAUCCAAAUUGGCUGACUGAAGUUCUGGAGGAGCUACGUGCUCUUAUCCUCGGCUUUCCUUCCAACUCCAAAGAUACUCUUACUCUGACGACUCCUAAUUUGGCUGAUUUAACCAAUGUAAAGCGCUCUUGUAAUAAAUCAAGCACUUUUUUGUCCAAACUUAACCAAAUUGACCCCGAGCUGCGCCUAAAGUACUUUCCGCAUACUAGUCGCCAACUUUAUGCCCCCUCUUCAGAUUACACAAGACACCAGGUUCUUAACUGGACUCCAAGCCUACUUACUUCACCUCCUAUGACCUGCCCCUAUCCAGCUUUUCACCAGAGAUUUCUUUUCGGUGGUGAAGUUGCAUCCGAAGUACCUUAG
Messenger RNA from Protopolystoma xenopodis, 444 nucleotides. The record is from the annotation of a GenBank genome assembly. NCBI's taxonomy places the organism in Eukaryota, Metazoa, Platyhelminthes, Monogenea, Polystomatidea, Polystomatidae.